Molecule: messenger RNA, 2111 nt
Organism: Scophthalmus maximus (turbot)
Lineage: Eukaryota; Metazoa; Chordata; Actinopteri; Pleuronectiformes; Scophthalmidae
Gene: igfbp1a
Product: insulin-like growth factor binding protein 1a
Exons: 4
Coding region: 193-975 (260 amino acids)
Biological process (GO): regulation of insulin-like growth factor receptor signaling pathway
Cellular component (GO): extracellular region
Molecular function (GO): insulin-like growth factor II binding; insulin-like growth factor I binding
Source: RefSeq, a predicted model, not a curated record
CAGGGGAGCCGGCUAUAAAUACGGCUGCGCGCAGGGCUCAGUUAGACAUCCUCCCCAAAAUCAAGCGCAAGACGCACAACUGAGCGAGAACCUGCGGGAAUCCGGCGCAUCUCUGCUGCUCUGAUCGAUUCCCUCCACCUUUCUGCUGCACAGUGUUUAUUCUAUAUCUAUAUCCUCAGGCUCCAGGUCACUAUGUUGUCCACCGGUGGAUUAUAUCUGAAGCACGUCGUGGUGGCGGCGGCGCUGUGCUCCGCGCUGGGGUCCCCGGUGGCGGGGCCAGAGCCGAUCCGAUGCGCGCCGUGCACCCCGGAGAAGCUGAGCCAGUGUCCGGCGGUGGCGCCCGGCUGCGCCGAGGUGCUGCGGGAGCCCGGCUGCGGCUGCUGCCUCGCCUGCGCCCUGAAGGCUGCGGAGCUGUGCGGGAUCCACACGGCGCCGUGCGGCUCCGGACUGCGGUGCACCCCGAGACCCGGCGACCCGCGGCCGCUGCACUCCCUCACCCGGGGACAAGCCCUGUGCACGGCGAGCACUGAGGCCGCCGAGUCGACCCCGGAGCCCCAGACUCCAGAUCAGGCAGAGCCAGAGGCGGAGAUGGAGAACGCGGCCGUGGCCUCGGACCCCGGCUCCAGCCACCACCUCCCCGGCCUCAGUAGACCCUACGACCCGCGCGCCGCCGCGGACGCGCAGGAGAGCAUGAAAGCCAAACUCGUCACCAUCCGCAAGAAGCUGCUGGAGCAGGGGCCCUGUCACCUGGAGCUGCAGAGGGCCCUGGAUAAAAUCGCCAAGUCCCAGCAGAAGCUCGGAGACAAGUUGACCCGGUUCUACCUCCCCAACUGUGACAAGCACGGGCUCUACAAACCCAAACAGUGUGAAUCCUCCCUGGACGGACAGCGGGGUCGAUGCUGGUGCGUGAAUUCCUGGAACGGCAAGAAGAUCUUGGGGUCGACCGACCUGCCCGCGGACGCCGAGUGUCCCUGAAGGGGCCUCGACCACUGACGUGACGCAGACCACAGACGAAGAAGAAGGAGACGAUGAUGAGGAUGAUGAGGAUGAUGAAGAAGAAGAAGCCACUGAUUUCUAUAUUUUUUUUUCCUUAUUUGAAAGCUGUUCUAUUUAUUGAUAUCGUCCAUGGUGGUGUUUAAUUCAGGUACACUACCCCCUCCCCUCCCCCCUCCCUUUUCAAACACCCGUCCCAAAGAGAGAAAAAAUAUCUAUUUUUGGUUUUUUUUAUAUUGCAUUUUACUUUACUACUCUUCAGUCUUAUUUAUUUCAUUCGUUACUACAUUUUUAUUUGUUAUUUGUAAUUAUGAAUAUUUAUAUAUUGUUUUUGCCUUAUUGUAUUAUUAUUAUUAUUAUUAUUAUUUUUGUGAGUGUACAUAAAGUGUGUGUGUGUAUAUUUGUGUAUCUGAGUGACUCCACGCCUUUUUACGGAGUUCUUUUCGCUGGAGGAACAAAAGCACUGAGUGACCAAAUGUCAUUUAGAAGAUUUUCUUUUUUUUCUAAAUGUUGUUUUUAAUGUUGCCAUUGUUGUGUUUUAAUAUUGUUACUAUUUUUCACAUGUUCACACGUGAUCAGCUCUUGUCAAAAUGCAAAAAACAACAACAACAACAACUCUCAGUCGGGAAAUAUUCCUUCACACACUUACACAUUUCCCAUGAUUCCAUGGGGCAGAUAUUAGCCUAUAGCAUGACGGGAGGUCCUGUCUCUCACACACGGGUAUUUCUACAUUUAACCUACCUCCGAUAUUUAUGUGUCCGCCGUCACUUUUGCGUGUGUUUGACAUAUCGUGUCGAAAAUACUUUUUUUGUGAUUGUUAUUUCUCCUUUUUUUUUUUUUUUUUACUUUACAAACGUCGUCGUUUCUCUCCGACCAAGAACACGUGACCACAAAGGAGCGGCGUGACCCCUCGACGCGCCGCUCCGCCCCGUCCACAUGCUGCUUGUUUUGUUGGAGAGAGAAUCAGUCGUCACUGUGACGAAACCGCUCACUCUCGUGUGUGUGUGUGUCUGUGUGUGUGUGUGUGUGUGUGUGUGCGCGUGUGCGUGCAUUGUUUUUGUAACUGAGAUGUAAUGUAAAAGAGAGAAGGUGAUAUAUUUAAUAAAACAUUAACCUCA